Messenger RNA from Arctia plantaginis, 1944 nucleotides. Lineage: Eukaryota; Metazoa; Arthropoda; Insecta; Lepidoptera; Erebidae. The record is from the annotation of a GenBank genome assembly.
AUGAUGAAUCUAGCAGACCCUGAAUUGGAGCUGGUUGAUCCGACGCCCAAUGUGCAUACGUUAUUUAUACAUUUUGAUAAGGAAUUUUUUUCGACAAAACUCGCUAGCAGAGCCGUUGUGAGAUGGAGUAAAAGGAUGUACUCCUGUGCUGGGAUAUGUUCCUAUGAAGGUAGAGGAGGCCUAUGUGACAUAGCACUAAGUGAACCGUUGCUAAAGCUCCGACCUCGUAAAGAUUUGGUUGAAACACUCCUCCAUGAAAUGAUACAUGCUUUUCUGUUUGUGACUAACCGAGACCAGGAUAGGGAUGGCCAUGGCCCCAACUUUCAGUAUCAUAUGAACAGAAUUAAUAAAAGCGCAGGUCUCAAUAUCAGUAUUUACCAUAGUUUUCAUGAUGAGGUGCACCUGUAUUUAACACAUUGGUGGCGUUGUGAUGGACCAUGUUUGAAAAGACGGCCACAUUUUGGUAUUGUCAGACGCUCAAAUAACAGAGCACCAGGCCCAUCAGAUUACUGGUGGAAUGAACACAAAAGAAAAUGUGGAGGCACCUUCAUUAAAAUUAAAGAGCCUGAAAAUUUUAAAGCUAAAAAGAAAAAUAGUGGCACAUCAACUACUAACACUUCUAAGAAAAAUGAAAGUACCAAAACAAAUGGAAAACAGGUGCCCAAAGACUCUAAUUCGAACUUAAAAACUAAAUCAACUGGUUCAAAUUUUAACCCUACUUCACCAAAACCUCAGGUACCCUUGUUUACAGGGAACGGACAUACUAUAAAUGGGACUAAACAUAUAUCUGAUCAUAGAAAUGUGACAGAACAUGUAAGACGUAUUUGGGCAAAUAAAGAAAUACCUUCUGUGAUUAAUAAAGCGCCUUUAAAAAAAGUUGAGACUAGUAUGUCUGUAAAGAAACAGGGUAAAAUUUCUAGCACUCCUAAGCCAAAUAAACAAAAAGCUACAGAUACCAACAUACCAGGGCCACCAGCAAAAAUGAAAAAAAUUGAUGAAUAUUUUAAAGCAACAUCAGUGUUGAAAGAAAUAUAUGGAGAAGAUUUCAGACUGAUACAGGAAAAAAACAAUACAAAAUUAGUUGCUGUACGUAAACCCGUGAACGUAGAAUUAGUGGACUGCCCAACAUGUAAUGCAAAAAUUGAUAGUAAUAAGAUAAACGAGCAUUUAGAUGAAUGUCUCAAUAGAGAUAUUAUUAAAGAACUAAGUCAAGACAACGAGUUAGCACAGACUACGUCAAUUGGAAGUAAUUUAGUACAGACAAUAGGCAAUAUACCUGCCAUACCUGCAUUUAAAGGAAAUAUAGAAAGUACACCAAAAAAAAUUAUAGACUUGACUAAUCUUAACAUGGAUCCUUUUGGAAAUAAGAUAAACAGUAACAAAGAUAGAAGAAAGAGUGAUUCGCAAACUAUAUUACAGUCGACUGAACACGAUAAGGUGACAUUGUUAAAAAAAAAAGACGAUAAAACAAGUCAAAUAUUGGAUCCUAAUUUAAACAAAAUGAGAAAAUCUGAUAACUUCAUUACAAAAGACAAAGGUGUUAUAUUCAGUGUUAUCAACUCAGAAUCAUCUUCAGGAACAUCAAAUAAACCCCAAAAUGGAUCAGAACCAAGCAUAAAGGAAGUGGAACCUGUGCCUAGCUCAAGUAAAGAUAGUGAAAGAGUUGAACAAAUGUGUCCAUGUUGUGGUAAAAAAAUUGAUAAACCAGUUGUUGAACAUUUGGAUGAAUGUAGAGUUUUUUCUGAUAUCAACAACACCAUGUCUGAAGAAGAUGCAAAUACGUCCUUUAGCAAUCACAACACUGUAGUAAUCAAUGAUGAUGAUGAUAUGUUUGAUGAGUCACAAGAGUUUAAUGAAACGGGAACAAAAACACCAUGCCCGUGUUGUAUGAAGAUGGUUGAAGAGAUUUCUAUGAACGAUCACUUGGAUUUAUGUUUAGGUUAA